This is a messenger RNA of Sinocyclocheilus anshuiensis, 1439 nucleotides long. It is a transcript of the gene adora3a.2, whose product is annotated as adenosine A3 receptor a.2. The record is from RefSeq and is a predicted model, not a curated record. Gene Ontology annotation, biological process: G protein-coupled adenosine receptor signaling pathway. Lineage: Eukaryota; Metazoa; Chordata; Actinopteri; Cypriniformes; Cyprinidae. The transcript is spliced from 2 exons. Gene Ontology annotation, molecular function: G protein-coupled adenosine receptor activity. Gene Ontology annotation, cellular component: dendrite; plasma membrane; synapse. The coding region runs from base 7 to 1146 and encodes 379 amino acids.
AAAGUAAUGAUCUUGCAAAAAAUGAUUUGCUUAUGUGUGAGCAUGUUUGGUUCUGCAUGUCAAGACAACUUCCUAUUUAAACCACCACUACUUAAAGCAAGUUCCUGUAGAGUUCCAGUGCCUAUUCUCGUCAUGGCUGAUGGUGAGAAGGUGAUCUAUACUUCCCUGGAGGUGCUCAUCGCUGUAGGAUGCUGCCUGGGGAACGUGCUGGUGAUCUGGGCGGUGUGGUCUUGCCGUGCCUUGAGUCAGACCACGUUCUGUUUCGUCGUGUCUCUGGCGGUGGCUGAUCUUCUGGUGGGAGCGGUGGCUGUGCCUCUCGCAGUGGUGGUUGAUGGACGCUUGGAGACUAGUUUUUACUGCUGCCUCUUCAUCAGCUGUGUGGUCAUUGUGUUGACCCAGGCCUCCGUUCACUCCCUGCUGGCCAUCGCUGUGGACCGAUACCUGCGUGUUUAUAACCCUCUCAGGUACAGAGGAGCAGUCAAAAAGAAGCACUUGUGGGCCGCGGUCACUGUAUGUUGGCUCUCUGCUUUUAUACUAGGUCUCAUCCCCAUGUUCGGAUGGCACAACAAAAACACCACAACAGCUGAAAACUCCACUAUUACGUGUCGUUUCAUCAUGGUUAUAGACAUGUCCUACAUGGUCAACUUCAACUUCCUCGCUUGCAUCCUUACACCCACCAUCAUCAUGAUGAUCCUGUACUUGUUACUCUUCAAUAUGAUAUCCAAACAACUGAGAAAAGGAGUCGGGCGCCCCGUGGAGUCCAGGUCGUUUUACCAUAAGGAGCGGAAACUGGCCAAUUCUCUGGCUUUGGUUCUGGUUCUGUUUGUCGUUUGUUGGCUCCCGCUGCACAUAAUGAACGCGCUGGACUACUACACAAGUGCAGAAGUGCCCGUUGUCGCCUUUUACAUCGGCAUCCUCCUCUCUCACGCUAACUCCGCCGUUAACCCCAUAGUGUACGCAUUCAAGGUCCCUAAGAUCAAGAUGGCAUAUAAAAGCAUCCUGAUGAAGCUGACAAGCUCGGAGCAGAAGGGAGAUCAGAGCAGCCAGACUUUGGAUAACAACGUCAGCAGCAACUCGAACAGCACCGCCAGGUGCAGCAUGAAAAUAAAACCACAAGUCGUUCUGAUCGCAAAUCAGGACGGUUAGCAUUAGUCUGCCAUCACGUACAAUAAGUACAAUAAGUAAGCAAGGCUAGAAGUCAAAAGUUAAAAAAAAUUAUCCAGCAGUGAAUUUGCAUAUGCCUUGCUUCUAAAUUAGAAUAUUUUUCUGAGUUUUAACAUCCAAAAUACACUGUAAUUCUAGGUGCUGUCAUAUUUGUACUAAACAAAAAAAAUGUAAAACUGCUCUGAGAUACCUAAAAACAAAGACCAACUGUAGAAUGAAGAGGCUGAACUGUUUUUCAUAAAUGUAUUUAUGAAAUGGUAUAUAUGUAUACAAAU